CAUCUUACGUUUAUAAAUUGUUUCCCUCAAAACCUUCGUUUCCGUCCUUCGGCCUCCAGCCUUGAAGAACAUUUUCCAUUUUUACCAUUACCACGACAUUUCACUCAAUGAAGUUCUUUUGAAGCCUUAACACGCAGGCACUGUGGCAGGCAUUUUGCGUACUGGAAGCCUCCACCAACCCCGGGGAGGAGUGACUGUUGGCUGGGACCGCAAGAAGUCCCCUAACCUUCUAUCAACGAGCGCCACGGGGUCUUUCACGUUGUGACGGCGCGAUCACUCGAGUUGGCGGGUCGGAGGCAGAGCGGAGACGGACGGCGAGGGGGGAGAAGUGUCCGUGCACUGGGCGGAGGAGGAGAGAGUAGGAGCGAGAGUCAAGCGCCUGUCCCGGCCGGCUAAAGUACUCCAGGAGGUUUGGAUAGCGGAUAUUAGUGGCAGGGUCCGCGCACACCGACACGCGGUGUCCUGUCAAUUGCCGGACCGUGAGAUAUGGACCAUUACUGAACCCUACGGUGGAGGAGGAAGGCAGGCUGAGCCGAGAAGAUUUCCCAAAAGCAAACUUGGCGUUGAAAACCCUACCCACACCUACCGUCGAGGGACUCACCGACACCCCCUCCCUCCGCCCCUCCCCGAAUUUAAUCCAACAUCAAAAAUUUGCCGCGCAGACCCUCACACUCCGGGGCGAGGCAAUGCGGCUCGUCCGAGAGUCGGUCCCGCUUCUCUUCCUCGUCUCCCUCGCCGCUCUGUUCGCGCUACUCGGAGGUGUCCCGACGGGUAAAUACGGCGACAUACGACAGCAGGAGGGAGAGAGCGCCACGGGUAAACAGGUGAAAAGCCAUUCGAUUUCAAGGCUGGCCCGGGAUCCGGAGGAGACGGCCGAGGAUAACAAGCUGAAGACCUGGAAGGCUAACAACCAAGCCCGUCACAAGCGGCGAUGGUCACCCCCAGGAUCACCGGACACCCCGGCACAAACAAAAUAUGGGUCUGGCCUGGAGGAGACCAACCCUUUUGUCCUGGACCUGAAGAACUUCCCCGACCUAACCAAUGCGGAUAUCAACGCACAGAAUCCCAACAUUCAGGUAACCAUCGAGGUGGUAGAUGACCCCCAGGCGGAAAUCGAGAUGGAUCUGCUAAAGGGGAACCGGAAUGACUGGUCCAUCUCCUCGGCUGAAUGGCUGUCUCACAAGGACAUCUUCUGGCCCUUGUUUUGGGAGUAUCCGGACUCGUCUGAGAUGGGAAGCUUGGACUCGGCCAACGGGAUGGACGGUGAUGAAGAGGAGGAUUAUGCAGUGGAGUACGAGGGGGAGGAUACAUUCCUCAGCACGUUGGAUGGAGUUUGGGAUAGGAACUGGCCAAUACACAAGAGCUGGUCCUCCAAGGAGAAGUUUAACUACGACUACAAGGACGAUGAAGACUGGAGCGCCUGGUCCCCCUGCACGGUGACAUGUGGCUCUGGCAACCAGAAGCGCACCAGGUCGUGCGGUUAUGCCUGCACCGCCACCGAGUCACGGACCUGUGACCUGAUGCGAUGCCCGGGGAUGGAAGAUGAUGUGAGCGCAGCCACAGAAAAAAUUCUGGAUGAGAAAGAAAAUGGAACAGAGUUGUUUGACACAGAGGUGGACAGUUGCGAGAAGUGGUUGAACUGCAAGAGUGAGUUCCUGAAGAAGUACCUGACGAAGGCGCUGACUGAUCUGCCCAGCUGCCCCUGCACCUACCCCACCGAGGCCGUGUACAGCAUCGUCAGCGUCCGCGAAGCCGGCAAGGGCAGGUUCUACCGCUGGCGCGAUGCCAGCGGACCCAAGGAGCGUCUCGACAUCUACAAGCCCACCUCCAAGUUCUGCAUCCGCUCCAUGCUCUCCUUCGACAGUGCCACCCUGGCCGCUCAGCACUGUUGCUAUGACGACCAGAUGCGGCUGAUAACCCGGGGGAAGGGCGCGGGGGCCCCCAACCUGAUCAGCACGGAGUUCUCGCCCGAGCUGCACUACAAGGUGGACGUGCUGCCGUGGAUUCUGUGCAAAGGGGACUGGAGCCGCUAUAACGCGGUGCGCCCGCCCAAUAACGGCCUGAACUGUUCGGAAAACCCCUUGGAAGACGACUUUAUGGCUCAGCUCAAGGAAGCAAAAGAGUAUUGAGAAAAAUAAUUGCAAAAAUGGAUGUUUUUCAUUGAUGACAAACCACCUCACAUCUGGUAAUAUCAGCCAGCUUUUACCUGGCAGCCAUCAAUAUUGAUUAGAAACAGUACCGGGCUGGUGCUAACAUUAAAAAAUAUAUAUAUUUGCAUAUAACUAUGUGUUCAUCCAAAGAAAGGGACCAUUUCUGCAACAAGUGUUGAGCACAAGAGGAUAAACUGAGAUAUGUCACCGUUGUGACUUCCCUGCGUUUUAUUCACAGCCCUUGUGUGGUACAGCGGGAAGUUCCAUGGUUCACACUCAGUAACAUUGUUGGGAUUGCACAGUCGGAUCGCUUUGCCCAUUUUCCCAGCAGCUCCGAGACCCAAAAGGUGCCCAUCUCAUCUUCACCAAGAUCCCAUCUCCUUGGCUUUCCCGGACCCACUUCACACCAGACUUCUGGAGGAAUAAUCUGCGGGAUCUUCGGCAUCGCUCAAACCCGCGACUCUCCCUUUGCAUCGCCGCAGGAUUUAAAGCGAAUCUCACUGGAGGGUGGAUGGUUGAGGAAGAGGGAUGUGCCUCGGUGGGGGAGCAUCUUGAGGGAGCUCAUUAUUACACAAUAGCUCUGUAAACAUCUGUAGAUGUCGGCUGAAAUCCCUACAUUACAGCUUUAAAAGUAUUCUACUGAAUGUAACUUGCUUUGGGACAUCUGAUAUUGUGACAGAUCCAUCUUGCUGCAGCUGCCUUUUGCCAUAAUGGCUGCUUGCUGACUCAGACUAGUCAACAUGGCCAUCCUUUCAAAGCAGAGUUCACUGUCUAUAAUUCUCAUAAUUGUGCAACCAAGCCUGAGGAACAACAGGCCCCUGUCCAUAAACCCCUGCACACAACUGCCAUUUACCGCUGGUUAAUUUACCUCAGUUCAGCGAACCAUCUAACUCUGCCAAGCCAGGGCCGAAAGUCAAAGGAAAAUCUGACUUCCAGAAUUUCAACUUGUUUUUUUGUUUAUGUCCAGUUUCCAGGGAACAAAUCAAGGGAGUAACUGCUCCUUUUUCUGGCCUCUUGAGCAUCCGUGAAUCCAAUUGUUCCUUUGGCUUUCAUUCAAUAGCUCAGCUGGCAGAGCAGAGGACUGCAGAGCAAAUAUAAUCAUCCUUCCUUAGGUUGCUGGUUGGAGUAUUGUGUUCAGUUCUGGUCACCUCAUUGUAAGAAGGAUGUGGAAGCAUUAGAGAGGGUAAAAAUUAAAGCUUAAGAAAAUCCCUUCUGAAUGAACACUGGGAUCAGGACCGUAAUAGGAAGGAUGUGGAAGCUUUAGAGAGGGUGCAGAGGAGAUUUACCAGGAUGCUCCCUGGACUAGGGAGCAUGUCUAAAGGCUGAUUUAUACUUGUGCGUCAACUCGACGCCGUAGCCUACGCACGUUACGAGCAUUUAUACUUGUGCGUUGGUGUGUCUGCGUCGCUCUGCAAUUCGGGCAUGUCACGCAUGCGCACACACCUGCCCGUGCAAUGCUUCAUGGUCAUCGUGGUCGUUCUCAGGGUAAACAAGUUUAAAGCAAGCGUCUUUUUUCGUAAAAGCGAAAUGUGUCCUCCAUAAUUCCAGAGGUCUGUAAAGCUUUAUGGAAAGUAUUGCAGCCAGAGUUCCUUCCCUGCCCUUCAGACGGCCAAUGGGAAGCUAUUGCAGUGUAGGAGGAAAUGCGAUGCUACCAAGUGAACCAAUCACCGCUGUUGUGGUCCGUGUUGCCGCGACGUGCGGUUACAUUUUGGGAGAGGUGCGCGUCAGGCUACGGCGUAGGGAUCUGUGUAGGCUCUGUGUAUAGGUUGCGGCGACACCGUACCUACGGCGUCGAGAAGUAUAAAUCAGCCUUUAUGAGGAAAGCCCUAGAUCACUUCGCUAACCAUAACCCGUACAUCUUUGGAACGUGGGAGGAAACCAGAACGCCCAGAGGAAAACCCACACGGUCCCGGGGAGAACGUACAAACUCCUUACAGACAGCUGCAGGAAGUGAACCCAGGUCACUGUCGCGGUAGUAGUGUUAUGCUAACCGCUACACUACCAUGCUGCCCACAGUCUCAGUUCUACUUCCCCCGUGCCACUCUCUCUGGCCAUCCAACAAUGUGCCAGUGACAGAUCUGAAUGUUCUAAAGUGCAAACAGCCACUGCUCUCCUGGUAGAAGAGGCCCUCACAUUCACAACCCUCAAAUCUUUCUUCACCUCAGUCCUCAGCCCCUGAUCCUCCUGUCUCCCAGUGUCAACCCUCCCAGCACCUGCAAGGACUUUAUUCAUUUCAUACAUUCCUAACAUGAAAAUAUAUUUCUGAAUGCAUUGGUUUCAAAGUAAAGGAGGUUUUGUUUUUAUAUCUAAAUUCAAAGGGGACACACACUAGCGUAGUGGCUAGUGCAACUCUUUACAGCACCGGUUUGAUACCUUCUGCUGCCUGUUAGGAGUUUGUACGUUCACCCCGGGUGCUCCAAUUUCCUCCCACAUUUCAAACACAUACAGGCCAGGGUUAGUGAGUAUGUUGGUGCCAGAAGUAUGCACAUCCCUCACUGAUUUGAUUUGACACAAGACAACGUAUUUCACUGCCUGCUUUGAUGUACAAACGACAAAUGAAGCUAAUUUUGAUAGUCUCGUAUAAAUGUGAACUGUGGUGAGCACAAAAUGAGACAUGGAGUGUAAUUCUGGAAAUUACAGUUCACUUGAGGGUCCUGACUGUGUCGGAGGGCCAUUGUUCAGGCUCCACUCUGGGUAGCUGCGUGUGAUCCAAGCUGCAGAGAGGGAGAGCUGAGCUCUUCGAGGAGUUGCCUCUUGGAUAAUCGGCCCACCUCCCCAUCACUGAAUCCCUCCCUGCACCCACAACCAACCUCCAACAUGCAAGUGCUGGCAGAUCGUCUGGCAGCCAUUCCAUUAAAAAGAGUCACAGAGAGUUGUACAGCAGAGAAUCAGGCCACACAGCCCCCCACACCCACGGUUGUUCGUCCAUCGUUGACGUCGAUGAGGACCUCGACACCAUUAUGAUGGUGUGGAGACUAGCGCGUGAUUUGGAUUUAAGUGAGGGAGAGUUGCGCAGCGUCGGCCUCGCUCUCUCUUCCCAAAUCCCAUCUGGAUCCGGUGGCAAGACAGAGUCUAGACGGCUGGAGAUGGGACUAGACGCAGUGGAUGACCAGGACGUCUUCUGUGUCUUGUCCUGUUCUACACGUUCCACGACGCUUGCAGAGACCGCCUUCUUGACCGUUGGACCUUCCAUAGGUCUCGUCCACUCAAUCCGCCGGAGUCUGUCUUCACAUGCUGGGAUAGACAACUCCCUACCACACCGAGGGUUUGAGACCCGUCGGCUACCCUCACCUGGUUUAGCCGGCUUGUCGAAGCCGUUGCCCGGGAUGUGGCCGCUGUCACAUGCAAACAGCUACGGGGAGUCACAGGUGAGAGCUGAGUGCCAGGUGGGGACCAAAGGUGGACUAACCGCCCUGAAAAGGACGCGACAUGUUACCCCACCAGAGGUGCUACCCCUCCCUGACACCCCAUACACCCCACACCCAUACUACUAUACUAGUCCCAUUCUCCCCAUUAGGGUAUGUAGUCUCAAUGCCUUGGUAGGUCAGGUGCUUGUCUCAGUCCUUCUUCAAUAUUAUGAGGGCACCUUCCUCCAACACCUCCUCAGGCAGAGCGUACCAGAUCUCUGUGUGGAAAAUAUCACCCAGCAGAUCCUUUCUAAAGGCUCCCAUAGGAGAUUGUGCAGAUAAUAGAAACCUUGAGUGACUGACACUAAAUGGAGGAACUCAGCAGGUAAGGCAGCAUCAAUGGAGGGGAAUUAAACAGUCAGUGUUUCAGGUUGAUUAUUUGACAUAGAUGAUGCCUGACCACCUUUUUGAGAGUUGCUCACCUUAUACCUUUUUAGUUUAGACAGAUGAUUCUACUUACCCAAUACAAUCCCCUUGAUAAUUUUGAAUAAAUAUUUCUAUCAAAUCAUUACCCCUCUGCUUCCGGAAAAACUACGCAGCCUAUCUAAUCUUUCCUUUGUCAAUCAGAAACACUAAAGAGGUUAAGGUCAAGGACAGAGCAACAAGCUUGAUUGAAUUCCCAUUAACUACGCACACCCUCUAUCAUUUACAGCAUCAUCUCCCAAAAACUUGGCCACUUGCAACUGGAAGGUUAAAGACAGAAAGCCCAAGGAAUAUCACUAGCCACAGGUUCCUUGUUCCAUGAUCAUCACUGGAACAAAGUCCUGGAUCUCCUCACCUAACACUAUGAAGGUGCCUUCACUAUAAUGUGGGCAAUGGCUCACCAUCACAGUCUCAAAAAUGGAUAUUAAAUUAUAUUCUAUGAUACGAGAUUCUGCAGAUGCUAGAAAUCCUGGGCAACACACACACACACACACACACACACACACAAAAUGCUGGGGACUGGAGGCACUAAGCCAGUCAGUGGUAUCUAUGGAGGAGAAUAGACAUUUGACAUUUAUGGCCAGGACCCUUCAUUGGGACUGGAAAGGAAAGGGGCAGAAGGCAGAAUCCUGGGUCGAGAGUUUCUUGUGUUUAAAUACCUUGGUGUUGGAAAUUAAUCUUCAUGUAAAUCUCUUCACUGUGGUGUUCUGGCACCGUAUCCUUGGUACAGUUGUCUGGAGCAUGAGAAACACCUCAAGACCAUGUUGCCAAUCCCUUCAGAAAGACCUUUCUACUGAGAUUCAACAUUUCAAAUCUCUGAGUCCAUGCGACUUUGCCCAGGGUACUGGAAGACUGUGUAAGGGUGUAUUUUCCAAAACAUCUUGCAUGUAACACUUACAAUGUUACUAGAAUUCUAUCAGUGCUUGAGCGACUGGAAGCUGUUCCAAGGAGACCACGCGGAUUUGAAGGUAGGUGAGGUAAUUUUAGUUGAUGAAGGUCAUCAUUUUCCAAUGUUCACACCAAAUGCCCACCAAAACUACUGUGAUGGCAUCAGUAUAUCAGACCACCACAUCCCCACCCUGUUGUUGUAAGGCGUCUAACAGGUGAGGGGAGGAGAGAGGGUCAUAGUGACCUUCAGAGCAUUCAGGAAGGUCUGGGCUAAUUUUUUUUAAAAAGAUUACUGCUAUUUGCCACAUGUACAUCAGUGCAUAUGGUGAAAUGUGUCACUUGUGUUAUCAACCAACACAGUGCAAUGGUGUGCUGGGGAGAGCCUGCAAAUGUUGCUAUGCCAACAUAGUAUACCCAGUAGAACAGGACCAACCUAUGCCCUGUUGUGGCUCUGGAAAUGGGAGAUGGGACCUGAUCAUUUAUAAAUCAUUAGCAGAAGUCAAACAUCCCUCCUCUAGCCAUGAUGAAGUCUCCUUCCACAUCCACUGCCAUAAACUCUGGUGUUGUAUUAAAUGAAUGUGAUCAAAGUGUCACAGGAGCUGGUGGUGUAUAUCUUAAACAUCAUCCAUCAAUCUCAGCUGCUGGCAUUUUGUCACACAGAACAGGAUGCAACAUCGCCUCUUCAUUGGAGGCAUUUUAACUGGAUUUGGCUUCCAGUUAUUUCAAGGUUGAUUUGACAAAGGACUGGAAGAAAUUACUUUAAAGAAUUCAGCAACACCAUUUGUGGGGGUUUAGCUUGAAUACCUCCACGAGACUGAGCCCUGGCUUCCUGUUAUCAGUGUUGAAGCAGUGUGUGUCUAAUGACUUGUUCCCUGAGCUUCGGUGCUGUUGUAUUGUUGAAGAGGUGGCAGGAGGAGAGUGGGAGGGUGGGACUGAAGUGGGUAAACCCCAGGCCUGCCUCAGGACGCUGAUCCGAAUAGGCUAUGGAACAUUGUGUGGAAUUGUAAAGGACACUUCCUUCCAUCAGUGAAGCCCUUCUGUGCCCUGUUGGUUCAGUUAUACGCAGGGCGAUAGUUGGGUUCACUUCAUAGGCAACAAGAGGAUCUCACUGGACCACUCUAGCAUCGGUUGGUCUGUUCAUCCGUCUGUCUAUUUCACCCCCCCCCUUCUAUCAUCCUCUUUCUGUCUCUCUAGCUUUUUCCCUCUCUUUGUCUCUCUCACUCUCUCUCUCUGGCUCCUCUCUGUCCUCUUCCCUCUUCUUUCUCUCUCUCUCUCUCUCUGUCUUUGUGACCUCUUGGGCUGUCUGACCGAUACAGUCACUGGGAUUUUGCUCACUGAGAAUCCUUGGAUGGACAUGAAGUGACCAUGUUUGCUGAUCCUGCACCUAACGUUUCUACCACUUCCUUAGGUUGACUUCAUUAUAAAGGCUAGGGCACCCUGUACACUGCUAUCAGUGUCAACCAGACCAGAAAAGUGGUGAUUUCCCGAUCUGGUGACCCCUUCCCUGCGAUGUGGACAGUUGAAGGGAUGGCAAUCCAUUCAGCCAAAAUGCAUGACAUCACACCAAACGCAUUGACUUGUGAGGGAGCAAUAGCAGAAUGCUUUAUGUAUCCAAGGGACCUUAUGUACAUUGACACAGGUCCACCACACCUUGGAAACAAAAAUCAGGGCGCUAAGAAGUUUAGCUCGUAUAACAUUUUGGAGUAACAUACAGAUUCUUGCUCCAAAUCUGAGGCACUUUACUGAGAUUUCUUCCAUUAUAUUUUCUUGUCACAUUUCAAAAUGAGAUCCCACUGUUCUCAAGAUUACCUGCAAACAAGUUGCUGCGAUUAUCUCUCUGUAUAAAGGAAUCUUGUGCAUAAUGUAAGAACUUAAUAGCUUACUGUAAUUGUGAGUUUCUUGUACAGUAUUUAUUGUCUGUGUUUAAUGCUUAAGAAAUAAGACUUAAUUGUUUUACAUGAUUGAAGGUGCACUACUGUGAGACAAUGUGUUUCUAAGGGACCUAUGUUCAAUGUGAAAAGAAGGCAUCAUUUAUCAUCUAUUUUGUCUUUCAAUAAAAUUAUUAAC
Mobula hypostoma (lesser devil ray) is the source of this 8935-nucleotide messenger RNA. It is a transcript of the gene ism2a, whose product is annotated as isthmin 2a. Lineage: Eukaryota; Metazoa; Chordata; Chondrichthyes; Myliobatiformes; Myliobatidae. The transcript has 7 exons. The record is from RefSeq and is a predicted model, not a curated record. The coding region runs from base 687 to 2129 and encodes 480 amino acids.